This is a messenger RNA of Clonostachys rhizophaga, 1938 nucleotides long. The record is from the annotation of a GenBank genome assembly. NCBI's taxonomy places the organism in Eukaryota, Fungi, Ascomycota, Sordariomycetes, Hypocreales, Bionectriaceae.
AUGUCGGGUGGAGAUCACGGUUGGAAACGAGAGGAGGAGGAUGAGGCGGAUCAGGAGAUUGACGAGACUAGCUAUAAGACGCAAAAGGAUGCUAUCCUAUUAGCAAUUGAGGUCAGCGAGUCAAUGCUGGAAGCACCUCCAGCAUCUAGUUCUAAAAAGGCAGAUCGCGAUAGCCCAGUUCAGGCUGCGUUAAAGUGUGCUUAUCACCUAAUGGAACAACGCAUCAUCUCUAACCCCAAAGACAUGAUGGGCAUCCUUCUAUUUGGAACCGAGAAGUCCAAAUUCCAGGAUGACAAUGAUGGUCGAAAAGGGCUGGGUUACCCACACUGUUAUUUAUUCACUGACUUGGACGUUCCUGCUGCCGAGGAUGUGAAUAAAUUGAAAACACUGGCCGAGGACGGUGAAGAUGAAGACGAAGUGCUGAAACCGACAUCCGAAACUGUUUCAAUGUCAAAUGUGUUCUUCUGCGCCAAUCAAAUAUUCACUACGAAGGCCGCCAAUUUCGGGAGUCGCCGACUCUUCAUUGUCACUGACAACGACUCACCGCAUUCAUCAGAUAAGGCUGCUAGGUCUGCUGCAGCUGUGCGAGCGAAAGAUUUGUAUGAUCUUGGUAUUACAAUCGAGCUAUUUCCUAUCACCCGGGGUGAUGAGCCAUUUCAAGUUGGGAACUUUUAUGAGGACAUCAUAUAUCAUGAGAAUUUCGGAGAAGCCAACUCCACAGACGUCCGUUCAUCAAAAUCUGGGGACGGGUUGACUUUGCUCAACUCGCUCAUCGCAAACAUAAACUCGAAGCAAUCCGCCAAAAGGGCACUAUUCUCGAAUGUACCUUUUGAAAUUGCCCCAGGGCUCAAAAUUUCUGUCAAGGGAUACAAUAUCGUUCAUCGACAGACCCCUGCCAGGACUUGCUAUAUUUGGCUUGACGGCGAGAAACCCCAAAUCGCUAUCGGGGAGACCACGCGAGUUGCAGAAGACAGCACCAGGAAUGUGGAAAAGCAAGAAAUCAAAAAAGCUUAUAAAUUUGGUGGCGAGUAUGUUUACUUUACCCCUGACGAACAGAAAAGUUUGAGAGAUUUCGGCUCUCCCACGAUCCGUAUACUGGGAUUCAAGCCCCGAAAAGCUAUACCCAUAUGGGCGAGUGUGAAGAAAGCUACUUUCAUAUUUCCAAGCGAAGAGGAUUACGUUGGAUCAACUCGCGUUUAUUCGGCCUUGUGGCAGAAACUCCUCAAGGACGACAAAGUAGGAAUUGCUUGGUGUAUUACCCGCUCAAACGCUCAACCUAUUCUUGCAGCCAUCAUACCAUCGAAGGAGCAGUCUGAUGACGAUUCAGGCACCCCGUACCUACCUUCAGGACUGUGGAUAUACCCGCUGCCUUUCACGGAUGACAUAAGGGAGAUUAAAGCUCCAGGCGAGCUUGCCAGGAGUUCGGAUGAUCUCACGACUCAGAUGAGAACUAUCAUCCAACAGCUUCAGCUGCCGAAGGCUAUGUUUAACCCUAAAAAAUAUCCAAAUCCGUCUCUACAAUGGCACUACAGAAUUCUCCAGGCACUCGCGCUCGAGGAUGAGGUGCCAGAAAAGGUCGAGGAUGCAACAGAGCCCAAGUACAAGGCUAUAAGCAAACGCGCCGGUGGUUACCUUGAAGAUUGGUGGGAAACACUAGAGAAGGAGGCUGGCAACGCCAAGCAAGCCAAGGCACUCAAGAGAGAUCCCGAUGAGGCUCUUCCCGAGCGGCCAGCCAAACGAAGUCGUGCAGGGUCUGAGAAACCCAGUGGAUCUAGUCUCAGUCAAGCGCAGCUCAAGUCUGCAGUCGAAAACGGGACCCUCGCUAAGAUGACGGUGGCGCAGUUGAAGGACGUACUUGGUGCCAAGGGGCUGAGUACAUCAGGGAAAAAGGCAGAUCUUGUUGAGCGCAUAGAGGAGUGGGCGGAGCAGGGUGUGUAG